AGUUGGGAGUUGCACGAUCUGAUAUUCCUCUGUCGGUUUCUUCCUAUCAUCAGAAGACUGCUGGUCCAGGAUCAGCAUUGCAACUGCCCAGUAACGUUGUGUGAUUAUUCAGUGAAACACUCACUGAAGUACUUUGUCACUGGAUCCUCUGGGGUUCCAAACAUCCCAGAGUUUGUGGGUGUACUAAUGGUUGAUGGGAUCCAGACUGGUUACUGCGACAGCAGCAGCAAGACAUUACAACCACAGCAGGACUGGGCGAAGAAACUAUUAGAAAACAACACUCAGCAGCGGGACUGGUACAACAAGAAGUGUUUUGAGGAUCAACCAAAACUUUUCAAAGACACGAUUUUUAGCUUGAAGCAGCAGUUCAACCAAGGUGAUGCUGUGCACAUUUUACAGAUGAUAGAAGGCUGUGAAUGGGAUGAAAACACUGGAGAAGUGACUGGUGUGUUACUGUAUGGUUAUAACGGAGAAGCCUUUAUGGAUUUUGAUCUGAAGACACUGACAUGGAUCGCACUGAAACCAGAGGCUGUCAUUACCAAACAGAAAUGGGAUACUGAUCGACUCAGAAUAAAACACAAAGAAAAUGACCUCACAAACAUUUGUCCAGCGUAUCUGAAGAUGUAUGUGGACCAUAACAAAGGUUUCUCACAGAAAAAAGUUCUUCCAUCAGUGUUUCUCCUCCAGAAGACUCCCUCCUCUCCAGUCAGCUGUCACGCUACAGGUUUCUAUCCUGGCAGAGCCGAGAUGAUGUGGAGGAAAGAUGGAGAGGAGCUGCAUGAAGGUGUGGCUCUGGGAGAGAUCCUCCCCAACAAUGAUGAGACCUUCCAGAUGAGUGUUGAUCUGAAUGUUUCAUCAAUCACCCCUGAAGACUGGAGAAAAUAUAAGUGCGUGUUUCAGCUCUGUGGUGUUGAGGAUAUUGUCAUGAAACUGAAUGAAGCAGUGAUCAGAACCAACACAGAGGAAAACAUUAGGAAAGAAAAUGCUUCUAGCAUGAUGAUCCCCAUCAUUGCUGCAGUGGUUGUUCUUGUUCUCAUCCUCGGUGCUGCUGUUGGAUUUGCUGAUUACAAAAAGAAGAAAAAAAGCGAUACUGAACCAUCUCCGGGCAACACCUUUGAACUUGAGAUCUUGAUCUCUGAGAGACUGAAUCCAGAGACUGCACAGACAAACACAGCACACUACUGAAACAUGUUAGGACCAAAGAAGAUUUUUGUUCAUUUUAUUAUUUUUAUUAAUUAUAUUUCUUAAGU
Molecule: messenger RNA, 1250 nt
Organism: Pundamilia nyererei
Lineage: Eukaryota; Metazoa; Chordata; Actinopteri; Cichliformes; Cichlidae
Product: major histocompatibility complex class I-related gene protein-like
Exons: 7
Biological process (GO): immune response
Cellular component (GO): external side of plasma membrane
Source: RefSeq, a predicted model, not a curated record